Emiliania huxleyi CCMP1516 is the source of this 609-nucleotide messenger RNA. RefSeq lists its product as hypothetical. NCBI's taxonomy places the organism in Eukaryota, Haptophyta, Isochrysidales, Noelaerhabdaceae. Gene Ontology annotation, molecular function: protein binding. The transcript has 5 exons. Bases 1 to 609 code for a protein of 202 amino acids. The record is from RefSeq and is a predicted model, not a curated record.
AUGCCGCGGCCUUGGGGCCGCCUCCUCUUCACCGGCGGCGAGGAAGGCGACGCCACCCUCCGCAAGGUCGACCUCACCGAAGGCGAGCACAUCGUCGAGUGCCUCGUCGUCUACACCGACAACCGCAUCUCCAGCACCCACUUCAAAAUCUCGCUCCGCAACUCGAGCGACCUCGGGCGCGACUGCUCCGCGAACGGCACCUACCUCAACGCUCAGCUCGUUGGCAAGGGCAACUUUUGCUUCCUGUUCCAGCGCGACGAGAUCGGGCUGCUCAAGCCGUGCGGCGGCACCGCCGACCACUUCCCCUUUCUUGCCACCGACGCGACGCCGCAGCGCGCCGCCAAGGCGGUGCCGCCGCUGUCCGUGUCGGGGCUGAGCAGCUCUGGCCCGACGCCCCUCCCGACGGAGCGCACGUCCGCCUCCUCCUCCUCCAACGGCACCGCCAAGAAGAGGCUCGGCGGCAUCUUUGGCUCGCGAGCCAGCUCGCGGUGCGACACAGACGAGGCAGCGACGCCGCCGUCGGAGCAGCACUCCCUCGGCGUUGGGGGUCCGCGGCGCCCUUGGACCGCGUCUGCACUGGUGAUUGAGCAGUUGCCAAGGAGCGAGUAG